AUGGCUCGUCCCUUUGACAAGAUAAGUGAAAUUAAUGAAACCAAUGCGUUGUGGAAGUUGGCCGUCAGAAUACAACACAAAUGGAAGGUUGCGACAUCUAACCUUGAACAUUUUGAAAUGGUGGUGAUUGAUAAAAUGGGCCAUGAUGUUCACGUGGUUGUUUCAUCCAUGUUGAUGAAAUCAUUUGACGCUGUGUUGUUGGUUGACAUUAAUUACGUUAUUGGGGUGGUGGAUGAAGUAGGCUACACACAGAAGAAAAUGGGUGGGAAGAAAGCCCAGGUUAACUUGAUCUUACGUGAUUUGGGGAAUAACACACUUCAUUGUACGUUAUGGGAAGGAUAUGUAACAAUUUAUUCAACUUCAAAUAAGAGAAUUUCUGGAAAAUACACAUGA
This is a messenger RNA of Vicia villosa (hairy vetch), 393 nucleotides long. RefSeq lists its product as uncharacterized. The record is from RefSeq and is a predicted model, not a curated record. NCBI's taxonomy places the organism in Eukaryota, Viridiplantae, Streptophyta, Magnoliopsida, Fabales, Fabaceae. Bases 1 to 393 code for a protein of 130 amino acids. The transcript has 4 exons.